AUGAACGUUCACGAGCACGGUGUGCUUUACUGCCAACCUCAAGCAGGGGCAGGCAUAUCUUCACAUCAGCAUAUCCCCUAUCAAGGAGCGUUUCUCCCGACCCCCGACCUGCCCAACCCCCGAGCUGACUUCCCAGAACAGGCUGACAUGGAGCACUUCAAGCUGCCCCGAGAACCCCCCUACCUUCCCGACCCAUCGCGCUGCAAAGCCUGUCGCGCCACGCACCUCAGCUCAGGGUAUCGCUGCAAACUCUGCUGGAAGUUGGAGCUCUGCCACAUCUGCGGCUUCUGUGCUUGCUGUGACCAUUGCGGACUCUGCACGCCCGGUACGUGCGGCUGGUUUGACCCUUUGCCAGAGUAUCAAGUGGCGCGCAGUCUCCCCACCUCCGGGUACUCCGCUUUGCUUCAUCGACCCCCGCCUCAUGGCACCAUCGAUCCGACCCGACUCUCCCUGCGGGGGCCAACACCGGUGUCACCGCCCACCCGGCCUGAGAGGCAGAUGGACGCCUACCUCCAACUGAAGUAUCGAGGCCCGCCACUUGACUAUGUUGAGACGAAGGAUAGACUCCUCGACGAGAUAUUGUUCUGCUUCCAGAUUGCGGCGGUGUACAUCCCAACUUGGCGAUUGCUUCGAGCCCUCACCAACUACUUCUACAGCGCCAGCCCCUUACCACCGCUGAUUGCCCCCGAGAGUCAUGGACCGACGGCCUAUGGGUCGACUGUGACCCGUGCUACGCAGGGCCCUUCCAGUGGAACGAUGAGGUGCCUAUUUACCUUCCAUCUGCGUGGCAGGACGACAGAGAACAUCAUGCUUGGAGCCGAUAACGUGAAGGCGUGGGCUGAAGACAAGCUUGGCGGGGCAUGGCUGUGCGAUUUUGAGGAGGAGUGA
Trichosporon asahii var. asahii CBS 2479 is the source of this 888-nucleotide messenger RNA. RefSeq lists its product as uncharacterized. The record is from RefSeq and is a predicted model, not a curated record. The transcript has a single exon. Bases 1 to 888 code for a protein of 295 amino acids. Lineage: Eukaryota; Fungi; Basidiomycota; Tremellomycetes; Trichosporonales; Trichosporonaceae.